Messenger RNA from Rhinolophus ferrumequinum (greater horseshoe bat), 15135 nucleotides. RefSeq names its product G protein subunit alpha transducin 2 (gene GNAT2). NCBI's taxonomy places the organism in Eukaryota, Metazoa, Chordata, Mammalia, Chiroptera, Rhinolophidae. Bases 5023 to 6087 code for a protein of 354 amino acids. Gene Ontology annotation, cellular component: photoreceptor inner segment; photoreceptor outer segment; heterotrimeric G-protein complex. The record is from RefSeq and is a predicted model, not a curated record. Gene Ontology annotation, molecular function: GTP binding; GTPase activity; G protein-coupled receptor binding. Gene Ontology annotation, biological process: detection of chemical stimulus involved in sensory perception of bitter taste; adenylate cyclase-modulating G protein-coupled receptor signaling pathway. The transcript is spliced from 8 exons.
UUUAAAAUUUCAUAUUAUUUGACCCAGUAAUUCCACUUCCAGGAAAUUAUUCUUCUAAAAAGAGCUGCCAGAGAAACAUGCCCAAAGUUUCACCACUACAAUGUUUAUCACACAGAAAGGUUGGCAACUUUAAAGGCCCAACAGGGAAACGUUUAAAUUAUGUUGUAUACAUACAGUGAAAUACAGCUGUCCUUGGAGAAUUUCUUACUGAGGAGGAAAUGUUUACAAUGUAACGCUAGGUGAAAAAUAAAUGGAUGUAAAAAUCUGUACAUACAAUAUGGCCCUAAUUAUGUGACAUAUAUGCAUAGAAAAUAAACACACCAAGAAGUUUACAAAUGAAUACCUGUGAGAGGCAGAAUCGUGGGUUAUUAUUUAUUUUCCUCUGUAUACUUAUUUGCAUUUAAAAAUUGUCUGCAAUGAACAUCCAUUACUUUUAUAAUCAAGGGACUGGAAAACAACGAAAGUCUGUAAAAAUCGGUAAUAGCCUCCACCCCAUCCCCAGUAGACCCUCCUGGGUCAUAACCCCAGACUAAACUGAUCUUGGGGCCCUGAGGAAUGUUGAGGCUGUUGGGCUCCCAACAAUGAGUAAUAAAAUAAAUCUCAAAAUUAAAAAUCAAGCACCAGGUAACCAAGUAGAAUGUCAACUAUGUUCUAAUAAAAAUGCAAAUUUUGACGGUUUUAAGCAGUGGUAUCUUGCAUCGCGCCAGGUUUCUUCAGGACUCCCCCUUAAUCCAGACCUACCUAUUUACCUACCUAACCAGCCCACAGAUGGCAAUCCCUGCCCUCCACCCUGCCCAGGCAAACCGGUUCAUUCGUCCCUUCAUGCUUCUCCCUAGUCCCACGUGCAUCACACCCUUCACCGUGUAACUCGCCUACAUUUCCAGGCCAUUUGGUAUACUGUCCCUGCUGGGAAAUCUGCCCUGAUUACACCCAGCAGCAAUCUCCCCACCUACAUAACACCAGCAACAGCUCAGUGGGGUUCCAUUGUCUGUGUAGAAGAGAGUUUGGGAAAUGAAGGAGUGAGUCAUUCCCUACAACCUCACGUUGGGGCCUUAAUGAUGUCUUUGAGCCUCUGGGACCUAAACACAGCUUCUUCCCCUCCUAGUCUAUUCAUCAGAUGGUUCCUUAAACGGCCCUCCCUGAAUCGCAGGUCCCCACUGACGACAAUGCACUCCUUACUUCUUGCAAGAACUGCUUCUCUUAGCCCUGGCCUGCAGCUCACUUACGAUGUCAGCCUCCUACCUGCGCCAGACCACUCUCCGCAAAUAUUAGACUUGGGAGAAAACACCUGCAGUCUUAAAAAGAUUCUUGGCCAGGAAAAUUUCACAAACCAUACCCUAUGCCCAGAUCCUUCCAGAACUAAGCUGUUCAGCUCAUUUCUCAGCUUCUCCCAGCAGCCAGCCCUCCUCCCCAACCCUAGUCACCCAGCAAUGUUUACAGCACCAUGCAGCUGUAUCCAUCCGUACUUAAGUCUUCCAAAUCCUUUGUCGUUCAAGGCCCUUCACUGGCUAGCCCCAAUUUCCCUUUCCUGCCUCCAUCUCCCAGCCCUCCUCUCCACGCAGUGUUCCUUCACUUUCACUCCAGUUGUCACAGCAAACUUCCCAGUCUUCUCUGAGCACACUUUGCACCUCCUGCCACCCUGCCUUUUCUCAUGCUGUUUCCUCUCAUCAAAAUGCGUAUCUUCCAUUUCUAUUGUGUUCUGCUUCUUUGUUGAAAGCCUGUUCAUUUUACAAUUGUUCCCUCCUUUCUUCCACUAUAGAAGUUAUCAAUUUGACUGUUAGAUGAGUGACUCAUUCUUUCUGCCCCGGGGUGGAGGCUAGGUUUUAAACAGCUCUGAAUUCUCCAACACUAGCACAGUGUUCCUUUAAUUAAAUGGUUUCUCUGUGAAUUUACCCCACCUCUUGCUUUGGACUGGAAAGUGUGGAAGGCAGCUCCCCAUUCUUCAUGUCCUCCCCACUCCAGCUUUACCCACAAGUCCCCACCACUGGGUGUAAGACAGAUCCUGAGAUCUCCCCUUAACUCAGGAAACAGGACCAAAUUUGUUGAAAAAUAGUGAUUCUUUUUUUCACUCAAAAUGAUUUGGUUAUAAGGGCUGUGAACUAGGACACCUGAGCUCUAGCAGAUUCUGAUGCUAAUUUGUUUAUUAAUAUGUGGAUCAUCUUUCUGUGCUUCAGUUCACUCACCUCUAAAAUGGGAAUGGCACCUAUAGGCUUAGUCUAUUCCACCAGGACACUGAACUCAAAUGUGAUAAUAAAGUAGAAAUGCCAGCGGAAAGGCACAGGAGAUAGAGACGGGGGUGCGGGGGAGAUGGAGGAAGCAAGAGGUCACUGGCAUCAGGAUGGUGCAUGCGUAGCAGUGGGUCUGUGCAAUCAGAGGCCAGGUGAGGGCCAGGAGUUCUCUUACUCAGCCUAGUUUUGGGAACAGGAGCCAGCAAGCUAGGAAACAAGCAGAAGCAGCACAGAAGUUUGCAGAGGUGGUAGUUGAAAAAGGAACAAGCUCAAACAUUUUCCCCCACAUGUGAAACAAGUCAGUUGUUCCUUUAACAAAGCUCAAGUGCUGCUGUUACUAAGCUCAUGCAUUUGCCUGUCUUUUUUGCCCUAGUUGUUCUUUCACUGGCUGCUUAUGUGGAGGUAGUAGAAAGAAAGAUGAGCUGGUGUGUCUGUGUACUAAGCUCUAAGACCUUGAACGAGUUACUUAACCCUCAAGCCUCAGUUAUCCAGUCUGUAAAUUGGGGACCAAACACUUACCCUGAAGUCCGUGUGAGAAUUAACUGGUAUGAGCCACAUAAAUUGACUAGCAUGGUUCCUGGCGGUCCCUUGCUGUGAACAGUGCAGGCUUCAGCACAUCUCUGGCCUAGGUGUAAGUUACCAAUAUUGCAGGAAGGCUAGGGCAGGUAUCAUUACUGAAACCUUAUAGCCAAGAUUCCAAGACACUCACAAUUUCAAAGACAAGCUCUCGUUUUCCCUUAAGCCCACAAGCACCUGCCAAUUUUUGAUUGGGAAAACAUGAUCACCACGGAAGGCACCUUGGUGGCUGCCUAUUUCUCCAUCAGCCCUGAGAAGCUGGGCUCCAGGCCCAGUGCUUGGCAUACAGAUCCCCAGAUAUGCAGCUGAAAGGAGGACGAUGGUGGGUGGCAGCUCAGGGUUCCUGGUAGGUGGAGAACUAAGUUCUACCUCCCCCUUUCUUAGUCCAACUGGCCACCGGUGCACUAUCCCAACUCUAAAAGGAAAGUUACAGCCUCUGCGUUCAGUGGUUCCCUACCUUGGCUGCACGUUAGAAUCACUUGAGGACACUAAAAAAUCUUCAUGCGUGGAUGGCACUCCAGACCAAUUAACUCAGGAUUUUUUAAAAAGCUCUGUAAGUCAAUUCCCAUGUACAGCACAGGUUGAGAACCGCUGUUCUGGAUCAGGGUUUUUCAAACUUGGCAGAUGACGAUAAUCACCUAUAUUAAUUUAAAAGUUUCUCAGGCUCUGGAAUUGGCACUAUUACUGGAACUUAUUGAUUCUAAGAUACACCCUUUUAAUAAUCUGUAUAUUUGAACAUCUUUGAAAUCAGAUCUGGCAUCUAAGUUUUGAUGAAAGACAAGCAUCCCAGGUGAUUCUUAUUAUGAUUAGGCAAGUUUGAGGAAAAACCUGAACUCAGUUGUGAACUGAGUACUCAGUUCAGAACCUGAACUCAGUUCCCUAGUACUCCCUAGACAGUGCUUCCCAACCUUUAAUGUACUUGAAGUCGCUUAUGAUCCUGUUAAAAAAGCAGGUUCUGAAUGAGAAAAGUCUGGGUUAAGGCCUGAGAUUCUGCAUUUCUAUCAAGCUCCCAGGUGACCCGUGCUGGGCCUUGCACCACGUUUGGGUAGCAAAAUUCUAAAGUAUCUCCUUCUGAGGAGACUCCCCCAGCAACACAUUUAAGUAAACUGAAAGAAUUGGCACAGAGAUAUAUGACCAAUGGAGAGUCUUUGAUACAUGUCUGGGAGGUGAUUGCUAGACUGCAUUCCAGCAAUUCUGAGGCAGCACAAACCCCCCCACUAAAAAUCAGCAGAGUUCACUCAGCAAGUGAAAUUGGGCCUCGGGUGGCUUUAGUGGAUAGAGGGGAAGGAGCACCAUUCACUUUACCAUAUACCCUUUUUCCUUCCUUCCUUCCUUCCUUCACCAACUUUUAUUGAGUUUAUGUCCAGUAGUAAACCACAAGGUCUGAAGGAUUCGAAGAUGAGUCAAAUUUGGCCCCUGAUCUCCAGGGGGAGGGAACUCAGUCUAGGGGAAACCCAUUUGUAAAACAGACAAAGGACAAUGUGGUAAGUGCUAACAACAGAAGUAUGCACAAAGAGAUGAGCCAGCAUAAAGGAACUAUGCUAAUAGCUUCCGGGUGCAGCAGUCACUGGAGGAGCUGGAAGAAACGUCUAAUCUUUUUGAGGAAGGGCACCGGCCCAAACAAAAAUUCCUUGCCAGGACCGGCUGGCCUGCUAUGGGGAGGAGUGUGCAUUCAUGCCUUGCAGCCUUUGGAACCAAGACCCUAGAAUCUGGACUGAGUGGAGCUUCCUAUGUUUGGUGCCUCUAAUCUCUAGCUCUGAGAUGCAAGGGACUCGGAGGAAAGGACUUUUAGGGGAUCAGCCUUUCAAAAUGAUGGGACAGCCAUUAUCUGAUUCCAGAGCUCCAGUACCCACAUCCUAUCUUCCUGUGUCAGAAUCCAGCAGAUCAUUUUCCUGGUCACAGAAACACUUGAGUCUCUGCCCUUUGUCAUACUGAGCUCUUAAUUGGCUUGGCCCAUCACACUGCUAGAUAUAAAAGCCUCAAUCCCCAGACUAAGUAGGUCUCCAGCUGGGGUAGGAGUCUCGGCCAAGACAGGCAGGGACAAGAACCUGCAGCCUGCUCCCUCACCCAGUCCCAACAGGCCAGCUUUUUAGGAGGCCUGAGAACCUGAUACUGGAUCCCAAUUUACUUUUUCCUUAUCUUCCAUCUCAUUGACAGGAAACCCUAGAAGAGAAGCUUAAGGGCCGGAGAAAGCAGCCCAGGAGGAGACAGCGGAAAGAUGGGGAGUGGAAUCAGUGCUGAGGACAAAGAACUGGCCAAGAGGUCCAAGGAGCUAGAAAAGAGGUUGCAGGAGGAUGCUGACAAGGAAGCGAAGACCGUGAAGCUGCUGCUGCUGGGUGCUGGGGAGUCGGGAAAAAGCACUAUCGUCAAACAGAUGAAAAUCAUUCAUCAGGAUGGCUAUUCGCCAGAAGAAUGCCUGGAGUACAAGUCCAUCAUCUACGGGAACGUGCUGCAGUCCAUCCUGGCUAUCAUCCGGGCCAUGUCCACACUGGGCAUUGACUAUGCUGAGCCAAGCUGUGCGGAGGACGGACGACAGCUCAACAACCUGGCUGACUCCACUGAGGAGGGCACCAUGCCUCCUGAGCUGGUGCAGGUCAUCAGGAAGUUGUGGCAGGAUGGAGGGGUGCAAGCCUGCUUCGACAGAGCUGCAGAGUACCAGCUCAAUGACUCGGCAUCUUACUACCUGAACCAAUUAGAGCGCAUUACAGCCCCUGACUACCUCCCUAAUGAGCAGGACGUGCUACGAUCCAGAGUCAAAACCACAGGCAUCAUUGAGACCAAGUUUUCCAUCAAAGACUUGAAUUUCAGGAUGUUUGAUGUGGGAGGGCAGAGAUCAGAGAGGAAGAAGUGGAUCCACUGCUUUGAGGGAGUCACCUGCAUCAUUUUCUGUGCAGCCCUCAGUGCCUAUGACAUGGUGCUCGUGGAAGAUGACGAAGUGAAUCGUAUGCAUGAGUCGUUGCACCUGUUCAACAGCAUAUGUAACCACAAGUUCUUUGCGGCUACUUCCAUUGUUCUCUUUCUCAACAAGAAGGACCUCUUUGAGGAAAAAAUCAAGAAAGUCCAUCUCAGCAUUUGUUUCCCAGAGUAUGAUGGGAACAACUCUUAUGAGGAUGCAGGGAAUUAUAUCAAGAGUCAGUUCCUUGACCUCAACAUGCGAAAAGACGUCAAAGAAAUCUACAGUCACAUGACCUGUGCUACAGACACCCAAAAUGUCAAAUUUGUAUUUGAUGCAGUUACAGACAUUAUCAUCAAAGAAAACCUCAAGGACUGCGGGCUCUUCUAACCCUCAUCAUUCCUCAAGUAUACUGUCUAUAAACAGGCUUGGAAUCUGGGUAAUUCUAAGCAGAAAAUUACAGGUCGACACACCAUGGCAUGGAGAAUGCAUUCUCCCUUGGAGAUGGGAGUGUGCAUGACCGCACUCACUGUCUCACGCAUUUCUUUUCAAAGUGCAGUUUAAAGAGCACAAGGCCAGGAGUCAGAAGACCCGGGUUCCAGCACUGGUUCCGCAACUUACUACACACUGUAAAUACUUCAUUUCUUGGAGUCUUGAGUCCCCCAUCUAUAAAAUGAAGAUAAUUUCUCUACUACUUUACAAGGUUAUUCUGAUGAUCACAAACAAAACUGAAGGGAAGACACGUAAAGGUCACAGAAAGCCUAUCUAAAAGCUGCCGUUUAUGAAAUCCAACACCAGGUUUUUAGAUGAACUAUUCCAAGCAAAACAGCAAAAUAAACAAACCCCCCAAAAAACAAAACCUCAGUAACCUACCACUCGUUUUUCUAACAGACCUCUAUGUGCCUUAGCUCAGAGAUGUGUAUCACCAAAUAGAUGUUUCUUAGUUUCUAAGGCCCACAUCUAAAAAAAAUCAUCUUUAUUAAGAACAGACUAUCCCUCUGCCCCCAACCUGCCCAAAAGCCUGAGUUUCCUUUAUUUCUGUAAGUACCUGUUCCUCAGUUGUACAGACACUUUCUGAUAAAGUUGGAGGACAUCAACCCCCCACGUACCGUACUGAUUUUAUUGCUGCCCCUUCUCUAUCACAGAAUUUAGAGUAAGUGAGCAAUCCUACAAUUCUCACUUCAACUGCUUCAUGUUUUAGGAGAACAAAUAAGGUAUCUGAUCUUGCUUUGGGCAAUAAAAUCUUUGCAGUUUGGUCCAUGUGACGCCUGGCUGUAAACAUCUCUUCUAACAGACCAACAAGAAAAUUAUUCCUUUGAACGCCUUUGAGGGGAAAUGAAGCUUGUGUUUAUCUUGACAGGAGGUGGUGAAGUCAAGUAUAGAUUUAGCAUUUACAACUACUAGGGAAGGCUCUUGGCGUCAAGAUUUCGUAUAUAACAGUCAAUUAAAAUGAAAAUAUGCCCCUUGCCAGAAACACACAUUCACACUUAGGCUGCUACUGGCAAUAUUGAUACUAGAAAGCCAUAUGAGCUUGAAAUACACUUAAGAAUAAAUUUGCAGCUGUUAAAAUUGGCUUCAUUUAAUAGUCUUUCUGAUUCCUUGAAAAGAAACCAAGUUGGGAGAAUUAUCAGAAAAAUGAGGGAAACUACUUUGCCCACUGCCGAUUAAAAAACUUAAGCCAAAGAAAAAACCCCAGGCAAUAGUUCUUCCAUCCAAGAGCUAUUCAGAGAUGAUUCUAAACAGAGCGCUCCAACUAUCACUAACCUGUGUGCUUUCAUUCAACAGACACAGGUUCUGAGUCUAUUUUUUGGUUAUCAUGAAUCCCUCUGGCAGUCUGGUGAAAUCUAUGGGCCUCGUCUCAGAAUAUUUAAAAACAUAUAAAAUUCAUAGAAUUACAAAGAAAGCCAACAUACUGAACACAGUUCUAUCUUUGCUGAUCUGAAGCAGCAGGUUAAAAAUCCUCACUAUACCAUGGCCUUGUCUAUACAGGCCCCAAACAUAAUUUAUCCGGUUUAUUCCAUCUUCAAAUGGGGUAGCCCCACUUCCCCCAAAUCAUACCAGAUUAUUUCUAAUUUUCCAAUUAUGUUUAUUUUCAGAGUUGCCUGGCAUACCAUACGUUCCACUAAUUCUUGUUUUUGUUUUUUUUUAAUUUACCGAACUAGGUGGAGAUAUUGUGUUAAACAAAACGUUUCUACCCUUCACGAGGCCUUUUUUCUAACAUCCUCAGUUUGUUCUCUGUUGGACCAAGUGGGUUCCUAUGCUGUUCCUAUAUACCUCCAUCAGAGUACUCAGCACCAGUUGUUCAGUUCCUCAAUUAAUUAGGCACUCCCUGAAGCCCACGACCAUAUUUUGUUAUCUUAAUGUCCUAAUUGUUUAUUAACUUUUCCUUGAUCUUUGACUCUAGGCAGGAACUGGUUGUGGGCCAAACUAUAAAGGCCUAACGCGGGCUCCUUGGUUAUCGAUGUUCAUAGAGAAUCCACCCUAUAGUACUAGCAUGAAAACAGAGCCAGUGGGGUAGGUCUUCUGAUAGAACAAUCUCUAGCAGAAUACAACAGGGGUAUACUUUCUCUUUUUCUCUGGUAGACAUCCCAACUUUUAACUGGUUUAUAAACUUACACAUGCCACCUUGUUUGAACACUUUAUAAAAACUUUAGUUUGAAGGAUGGAUGGGGAAGAAGCAGUGCCUAAAGCAACCGUGUUCUAUAGCUGCUUUACUGAGGUUAGGAUCUGGUUAUUCAUCUUAUAACGUUUUUAAGCCAAAACUCUUCUGGCGAGUCUACAUGGGAUAAAACGUUGGGACCCUGUCAUCUAUUCACCUGUACCUAAGAACAGUCAAAAUCAUUUUCUGAAACUCUUGGCCAACAUCGGGCUGUCCUAUAAGUAAAGGAAGAGCUGUCACCUCAAAUGCUCUGCACAGGCUUCCAAAAGAGUCAUUACUCCUCACCCCAGUGUGUUUGGCAGGCCCAGGGAUGGUUCCCAAACCUUACACUGUUAGAGCUUGAGACAAAGUGCACUGGUUCUUCUACGCAAUUGGCUUAUUUUUCUCUCAUAGACUUUUUGAUUAGUGUGCAUGAAAAGUUCUCUUUGCAUAAAAUGGCAAGUUAGAAAGCUUAAAACCAAAACUAAGCAAUGUACUUACUCUGCUGUUUUUAUCUUCUUUUGCUUUAUUUUAAAUUUACACUAACUAUACUGUUCAAUUUUGUGUACUUUUAUAAAAGUCAUUAGAAAUUCUUUUUUGUAUUAAGGUAGGUCAGAAACAAAUAUUCAACCCUAUUUUCAUGAACUGCAAUCUUAAUUCUUAGAAUGCUAAAGCUAGAAGUAAUUUAAAAACAUUCCAGGCCAAUCACUAGCGAUUUAUAGAUAAGAAACUGAGGCCCAAGUUGGUGGAGUAUCUUUAUCAAGAUCACACUGCUAGAGAGUCGUAGAACAAGAACUCCAAAACAGGUCUUCUGAAUCAAAAGCCAUUGGUCUUUGUAUACGCACCAUGCUACCAACAGUCCACCAUACACGGUAUGUAAAGUCAAAGCCAAUUUUCUCAUUCUCUUAAGCUUCCCCCAUUCCCAAUCAAAUUCUUGGUUAUUUUUUUAAUCAUGCCAUCUCUAAACCAUAAUAUUUAACAAGAUCAUCUCCAAACUAAAUACCAAUCAGUCUCAAAAAUGGCAUGUGAAAUUAGCAUAAAAUAACAAAAAUAAGAAACAGCUUUAAGAUAUAAUUUCCUGUUCACAUACCUUGGUGCACUUCCCUUGCACAGCAGGAUUAGACACUGAUGAUGGUAAAACAAAUGUAAAUUAGGUUUCACUUCAUAUGUAAAUCUGAUGAGAUUUACUUUUUUCCCCCCCACAAAAAUAUAAUGAUUGACACAAAAGGACAUAUACUGUGUGAUUCCACUUAUAUGAGGUACCUAAAGUAGUCAACUUUAUAAAGACAGAAAGUAGAGUGAUGAUGGUUACGAGAGGCUGGAAGAGUUAGUGUUGAAUGGGUAGAGUUUCAAUUUGGGAAGAUGAAAACAGUUCUGGAGAUGGAUGGUGGUGAUGAUUGUACCACUGUAUGAAUGUAGUUAAUACCACUAUAUACUUUAAAAUGAUUACAAUGGUAAAUUUUAUGCUUUGUAUAUUUUACCACAAUAAAAAAAAUGGAAAAUAUAAUUGGAAAUGUGUUUUUAUGUUUCUGUGGAUAAAAGGAUCGAUGAAAGCAGCACAAAAAUUCAGUCUUAAAACAAUGUAAAAGACACUGACUUGUAACAGUUCCUACUCUGAUAAAAAAAUUCAUUUACACGUACCCCAAAAAGUCCAAAUCAGGGUAACCCAUCCCCAAGCAUUCAAAACCCACUCUAUACUCGGAGAUGUGCCGUAGACCAAAGUGUGCCGGCCAUGCUGGGUGGAGAAGGUGGUGAAGGGUGAAGCGCUCUUACCUCCCCCGGCCCUCUCUACCCGGCACAGCCCCUGGAGCACAGAUUCCAGCAGGACUUCAGUGUUGGGCUGGGGACCACAAGUGUGCCAGAGCCUCUGGUGGUCCUGCUAGGUCAAAGUGUGAAGACAUUUCUGUGAAGCCAGACAGACAGACUGCAAAUUGCAAAAGGGAAAUUUCUGCCCUUUGGCCAUGAAAAGGAAAGCACUAGUCUAAAUAGAAAACAAAGAACUAGAUUUAAAUGCAAAACAAAGACCCUUUCAUCCUGCUUCACAAAUUUUAGAGCAAUUUAUAGCUGAACUUCAUUUCAGGUCUUCAAAAUGAAUAUGGGAAGUGAUGCUGAGAAAAGACAACCAGCUACAAUGAAUACAUUUGUUGGUAUUGAUUUAGGAGAUUGCUUUUUUUGUAGUGCAGUCUGAUCUUGAGUAUCAUAAAUAUUUACAAAACAUUUUUAAAUGUCAUUCCUAUUGGAUGAGAACCAUAGAACAUUAUAGCUAGAAUGAGUAAUUAAGUCCAUCUUUACUUAAUUAAUACAUGACGGGUUUAGGAUUGAAAGAUUUCAUAGCUAGUUGGAAACAGGAAAAAGACCAGAACCCAGUAAGCCGAACAACUCUCCAACUUCAUAAGAUUCUGAGAGGUCUCAGCCUUUAUCCUACAUGAGCAUAUGAAUGAAUAGUUAGAAAGAACAGGUAAUUUCUUGCAAUUUGUUAUGUCUACUGGGAUUCUCCCGUACAUAUCAAUAAGCCUCAGUCAAAAUGUUUGGAUAAUCCAAAGGAAUAUGGGCACAGGCGGGAGGAUAGUAGAGGAUAGGAUAAAUAAAGGUUAGGAUAGGAUAAAUAGAGGAUAGAUAAAUCAGGUUAUUCAGAUUUUUUAUUUUAUUUUUUUUAAUUAAGGAGAGUGCAGCUCACAGUGGCCCAUGCGGGGGAAUCAAACCGGCAACCUUGGUGUUAUUAAGACCAUGCUCUAACCAACUGAGCUAACCAGUAACCCCCAGGUUAUACAGAAUAUUUCAACUAUCAAAGAUCUUAAAGCUUUGAAUGCUGAUACACUGAGACUGUGUAGCCCAGCAAUGUAUUUACUUAAUAUUUGAUUAUUUCUGCUACCUUGUUGAUUCCCAAUUUCAGGCAAAGAAAACUAGGCACAAAAGCCUUUAAUGUUUGACUUUUCAAUCAUUCCCUUUACCAACCCCUCCAAGGCCCUCUCAAAAAGACUUUCAUCCCAUGGUUUGGACUAUCUAGCUUUGCUCUUUACCCACCAACUGAAUGAACUGUCAUGUUAUUACAUAUACAGUUACCUCUGUCACAGGAUUUUAUCUUUACUUUGGUGUACCUUUCAAUUUUCACUGCAACAAUAAAUGCAGUGAAAUAAAUUAAUGUUUGGAAACCCCAAGUUUCUUGUUUUAAUUUUAUAUAAAAACUAAAUACUCUGUAUCUAAAUGUAGGAAUGUUCUUUGACCAAACAGUCCCCAUACUAUUUUUUUUGGAGAAAGGCACUUUAAGUCAUGUACAAAAGGUGCUUCUUAUUGGCAAAUAAAAAACAACUUAGUUUGUUACUAGUGAUUUUGAAGUUAUGUCUACUAUUCGUGUUGAUCUUUAAUAUUAGAUCCUAUUCAGUUUUCCUCAAAUAUCGGCCCUGUUUAGUGCAUCAGAACCACCUGAAGAAUUUAUUUAAAAAUACACACUCCCAGGACCUGCCUCAGACAUCUAGACAUGUAGUAGUUUAGCCAAGGAAUCUAUGUAUCUCAAUCUUCCACCUCAGGUAUCUACUCCUAUAUAACAUUCCUUAUUAUCUCUUAUUCCUGAGAAGACUUGAGUCAGGCCACAUCUAGGCUCGACACAAUAUCAGAAAUCAACUGUCCUGCCCUGACUUGUUCUGAAGUAUAGUCUCCCCAGCAAAAGUAACUCAUAAAAGGUUAUGAGACAACGGGGAGGUGGGAGGGUUGUUUAAACCUAAACAAAGGUACAGAAGCAAAGAUGUCAACCAUCCUGGAAGUCAGUUAGUUCUCCAGUGCCUCACUUAAUCUUUUACUUCCUGCAAGUUAAUAACAAGAUCAACUCUCAAUUUCAAGUCUCAAAGCAGCCUGGUUUGCUCUUCUCCUUGGAUGGCCAUGAAGCUAUGUGUGGAGCCGUGGCUGGUCCAAAGGCAGCUCUCUCUCUGUACUAUGAAGCCUGAAGCAGACACAAAAAUUACCUGGCAGCACUGGGAGCUUGAGAUAACUGUGCUCUUCAAGUCAGUAUCACAUAUGGAAGAUUUCACAAGUCAUAAGAGUGAAGGGAAUUAGUGUUAUUUUUAUAAUGUUUUUUAUAAAUGAGUAAAAGACUGGUUUUGUUUUUAACAUCUGGAAGCGAAAAAAAAAAUCAAAGGCAGGGUUUAACCGGAAUGAGACUAACUUUACCUUAUAUGUAACUGCCAGUACAAGGAGCUCUGCAACAGCCAACUCCAAGAACUAUGCUGCGCUAAAUAUAUGCUAAAUAUAUAAAACUAAAUGUAUAAACUAUGCUAAAUAUUUGAAGUAACUAGUCAGGUCAGGCAAGAAAUAUGCAAAGAAAGUCAGAGCUACAAAUCGAAGAACAGUGGCCAGGAUAGAAGAAUAUACGGUGGGCAAAUGAACCAGCAGUUAUUUUUAAAUACUCCAAAAUGUGCAUAUAAUAAAACACAAAUAGAAAAUAUAAGAUAAUAAAAAAUAAACAAGAGAACAGCUUUUUAAAAUUUGGUCCAUUCUUAUAAUGCAGCACCUUGUGAAAAAUAAUCCAUCAGUGAAAGUAAUAAAAUGAUACACUGAACCAGAUUUAGAAAUCAAACUGUCCAAGAUGAAAAUGUCAUCUCAAAAUCCACUUACGAAUAACUAAAAGUUUUUGGAAUUUUACUGGCAAGAAGUGUAAUCUGUUGCAAGGCUGAAUUUUAUAAGAUUAGGGAAGACUGACCAUUAGGGAGCAAAAUACUUCCUCUUUACAUAAAGCCUAACGGAUGGCAAUUCUACAGCCCAAGGUUUUAAUCAGCUGGAGAAGAUAUGACUGUCAACAAAAUAAAGCUAUUAUUGCAGUUCUUCCUGCCAGGGUCUAUUUUUUAUUUAUUAAAAUUUAAUUUUCUUACAUGUGCUGAUUUCUUAGAUGGUCCAAAGCCUGGCCACCUGAAUUGUGAAACAAGAUCCAUCACAAAUCUCCAGUAUUCUCCACAGACAAGACACAUGGCAACUUUUGAGUUUCCUUGUUUACAAAUAUCAUUCCUUUUUCUUCAGGCUAGUAGAUAUGGUGUUUCACCCCCACAAUCUGGCUCUGCUAUAAGGAAAAAAAUCUUUUAUUUCAAAAUAUGAUAGUGAUUUGAGAGGCUGAUGAUCAGAAUAACCUUUUUAAAAUUAUAAACUGCCAGCCCACUGGCCAAAAAUCAAUCUCUGAGAUGGAGCCAGGUGAUUUUGACUUGAGGCGUGCUUGAAAAAUCACAGACUUAAAUUGUGUCCCUGUGUCCUCAAGGAAUGUGCAUUUAAGUAAGUUAUUACUAAUAUUUGGGAUGGUGGGGCAGGAGGUAAUCUUCACGUAAAUACAGAAAAAGUGGAAAUGGUGUACAGGCAGAAAAGUGGAGAACUAUUUCUCAUUAACAGAAAAGCUAAAAAAUGAACAGAUCAGACAGAUGUAUUUAAAUGAAAAUAUAAAAUGCAUUUCAAAGAAAAAUUCACUUUUUUUGAUAAUCUGUUAUUUUGGAUUAUCAACACCACCAUCCCAUUAGCCCAGACUACAGAAAGACUACAGUUAAAACACUGGACCAGUUCUCAUUUCCAGAUGAUCCCACAUUACAGAAUACAAUAAAGAAAAGAUAUAUUCAAAAUGAACAAGAACUAUCAACCCUAUUUACAUUGUGGGCAUAAGUCAAUCACCAGUUGAAGAUGAUAAUUUCCUUUCUUUUAUAUCCAGUUUUCCCAACCCUAAAAAAAAAAUUUGUUAGAUAAUACAGUUUACCAUCUGCAUAGUUAAACUUUUCCAAAAAGGAUAAGAAAAAAAAAAAAAAAACUACCAACAAAGGCACUGAACUACUGUGGCUUGCUUUCUGAACCAGCUUUGGUGACCACUAAACUUUUUUUUUUGUUUUAAACUAGUGAAAGGUCACAUCUAAAGACGACAUAGAAUCCAAUCCUAAAAGAUUGGACCCCAAAAGGCACUGCUCAAACUACUGAUGUGGAAUGCUCAAAAUGCAUUCUCUUCAUUUGCCUUUCCCCAAAGGUACGUUCAGUAUUUCGUGACAUUUGCUGUACACUGUACAAAAGGACCUGCAGGCUGAGGUGAACAUACCUCUCCACACAACCAAAAUGUAAAUCUGGAAAAUGGAUUAAGAUUGAAUGUCACUUACACAGAUAGGACGUAAGACCCUCAGUCUGGCCAAGAUUCAACAAUACUAUUACAUCAAAAGACUAGACCUUCAGGGAACCCUUCUACUUAACACCACUCUCAGACAAAGGCCAAAGCACACUGAGCAGGGACAAAAAGAAACAGAAGAAAAUAUUUCCAGAAAGGACUAGUUACAAACAGGAACAAACCUGGACUCUUUACUCACCAUUUUAAUACUGCUGCCAACUAUAACAGAUUAAAAUCUGUACACACGACAAAAGUAGAAAAGGUCCCAAAAAGCAACAGUUUCGGCAAAAGAAGGUACUAAGGAUUACUACAAUUAACAGUGCUACAAUAAAAACAAUGGCAAACAGCGAUUUGGCACCACAUUUACAAAGUAAAAGCAUGCGCUGUUAAUACACUUUAGAUGCUUCCAACAGAAAAGACCAUGGAAGAUAAAAAAAAACAAGGGGCAUCUUUUACAAAACUCCGUAUGACCGAGACAAGCAAGCAAGAAUCAAAGCGGUCAAUUUAGUAGAUAUGUAGCAGCAAAGUCACUGGUUCUGUUUGAAAUUUAACAAUUUGCAUUUCUAAGUGGCAGAUGCCCUGGGUGUGUCUGUAUUCAAGAAGCUGACUUUAUCAUACUACAGAAGCAUUUAUCUAGUAAUCAGCAUAAACCAGGUUAACUUUCAACCCUAAGCUUAAAAAAAAA